This is a messenger RNA of Stegastes partitus (bicolor damselfish), 5662 nucleotides long. RefSeq names its product solute carrier family 41 member 3 (gene slc41a3). The transcript has 10 exons. Lineage: Eukaryota; Metazoa; Chordata; Actinopteri; Pomacentridae. Gene Ontology annotation, cellular component: plasma membrane. The record is from RefSeq and is a predicted model, not a curated record. The coding region runs from base 88 to 1554 and encodes 488 amino acids. Gene Ontology annotation, biological process: monoatomic cation transport. Gene Ontology annotation, molecular function: monoatomic cation transmembrane transporter activity.
AGCAAAGUGCACUAAAUCAUCAUCUGACCAACCAUUCUGUGUCCUCUGAGUUAAGUCAACGCUGCCCCGCUUGACACAGCCACAGCCAUGCCUGGUGAGGACAAACCACCGCAACAGAGCCGCCAGAGGAAAAAGAACAAAAAGUCCCGCUCCAAGGGGAAGAGCGCCGGUGGGAGUCCCAGCGCCCACCUGGGAGGCACCUUAGAUGGACAGGAUGACCUCAUCUUACCCCCAGUGCCUCAGCCUCCUCCGAAAAAGCAUGUGGAGGAGAGACCCAAAGUGCCUGUCGCCAAGUUGGAGGAGGAGUCGUCCGUUGCUAUCUGUCUUCAGGUGGUUUUCCCGUACCUGCUCGCUGGGAUGGGCAUGGUGAUGGCCGGCAUGGUGCUGGACAACGUACAGCACUGGGAGGUGUUUAAGGUGAUCACAGAGGUUUUUAUCCUGGUUCCUGCUCUGGUUGGACUCAAAGGAAACCUUGAGAUGACCCUGGCUGCUCGUCUCUCCACUGCUGCCAACACGGGACAAAUGGACGACCCUGAUAAACAGUGGACCAUGGUGUGCAGCAAUCUGGCGCUUAUACAGGUUCAGGCCACAGUAGUGGGUUUCCUCGCAGCAGUUGCAGCCAUUUGUUUAGGGGCCAUUUCUAGAGGAGGCGUCGAACUGGAUCAGGCAGCUGUCCUUUGUGCCAGCAGCAUCACCACUGCCUUUGUAGCUGCUCUGUCCUUAGGUCUGGUGAUGAUUGGAGUGAUCAUUGGCUCCAGGAAGGUGGGGAUCAACCCUGACAACGUGGCCACGCCUAUCGCUGCCAGCCUGGGGGAUUUAAUCACCCUGUCCCUGCUGGCUGGGGUCAGCAGCACACUCUAUGAAUAUAUAGAUAUAUGGUACCUGUCCCCCCUGGUGUGCCUGGUCUUCAUAGCUCUGAUCCCUCUCUGGGUGGUGGUGGCCCGACAGAGCCCUCAGAUCAGAGAGGUUCUCCGCUCAGGGUGGCAGCCUGUUAUCGUGGCCAUGUCCAUUAGCAGCUUCGGAGGCCUUAUACUGGACAAGACAGUGAGUGAUCCCAACUUUGAGGGGAUGGCUGUCUUCACCCCUGUCAUUAAUGGAGUGGGUGGUAACUUGGUGGCCAUUCAGGCCAGCAGGAUUUCGACCUACCUGCACUUCUGGAGCAUCCCGGGGGUGUUGCCCUACAAGAUGAGGCAGCACUGGCCCAAUCCCUGCAUCACCUUCCUCUCCUCAGGGGUGAACUCCAAGUCAGCUCGAGUGCUGCUGAUCCUGGUUGUACCUGGUCACCUGGUCUUCCUCUACGCCAUCUCUCUGCUGCAGGGAGACGAGGCUCCCAUCACUAUAGCCUUUACCGUCUGCUACCUGUGUGCUGCUCUGCUGCAGGUGGCGAUCCUCCUGUACGUCGCUGACCUCAUUGUCCGUCUGAUGUGGAGACGGAGCCUGGACCCGGACAACUUCUCCAUCCCCUACCUGACCGCCCUCGGGGACCUGCUGGGCACCGGCUUCCUGGCCCUCUGUUUCCGCUGCGUCUCAUUGGUUCACAGCUGGGGUCUAUAAAUUCGUCCCGUGAAGCCCCUGAACUCUUAGCCAGCCACCGUCUUAGCGCGACGACUUGUUGCAGUGACAGAAAUGCUUUUGAUUGGACAAUUUUCUGAUCUUCAUCACCGGGCCACUUCAUACCGAGGACUUCGUCUUCAUCACAAAUUCAAACAGCGGUGGAGAGACACCCAAACAUUGACACCCGUCCAUCAGGGGGAAGGUUUUUCUGCCUGAGCGCAUUCACGUUAACCAAACUAAUUCUUUUAUUUGAGAGCAAAAGACUUCUGUCCUUUGGAACAUCCAUUACAGCAUAUAGUUUGUAAUCAUUCCACAUGAUAUUUUCUCCUGCAGUAGCUCAGUUUAAUUUGGAUCCCUGUGUGGCCCCCUCAUCGCAGCAUAUCAGAGGAAUAUGUAGCAACUUAUCAUAGCAGUAAGACAACAUAGCAGCAUAUCGACUGUGGAGUCCGGUAGAAGUUUUAGGGGUUUUUUUUCUUCAAAUGGCCUUUACUGUGAACAUUUGGUCUGUUUGUGGACGUUCAUUUAACCUUGCAGAUAGACAGAAAAUCCCCGUGUUGGGGUGUGCUGUACUAUGCAUUAAUGCUGGACGCUACGGAGGCUGACAUAUCGUAUGCUAACUGGAAUUUUCCUGAAUGUCGAGUGUGGAAUCUUUUGUUUGGGAUGAAUGUUGUCUUCAUGCACACCGGAUUAAUUGCAACAGAAUGUUUUGUCACCUCAUGAAAAACAUCCCAUCUCCGUUAUUUAUCAUAGAAUGUACUUUAUCUAACCAAAACCCUCCAUUUUAAUGCUGUUUUCUUCGGAUUAUUUUUUGUUUUUUUGUGCGGUAGUGAGACGGACGGAGGAGUAGGGUUCGUGUUUAAGAACGGUUCGUUAGAGAACCUUUGACAAAAUGAGGUCAAGAGAACAGAACUGACCACAAAGACUGAGGAAGGGAAGUUCUUUAUAUCUAUAAAUGUGUUCACGAUCCCUACUUUGUAUGCUUCACCAAAUGACGCACAGAGCUAGAAUGACGAGUGGGAAAAAUGCACUUAAAGUUUUUCGUAAACGAAUUAUUUGAUGUUUUGGGAAAUAGACAAGAGUUACAUGAGAAGGUCAAAGACGCUUGUACACUGAUUAUGAAGCUACUAAUUAACACAAAUUGUUGCCCUGUGACCAGCCAAAAGGUUUCUCAAGGAAAUGAGAACAAACGUAUUUCCCAAAAUGUCAAACAUUUCUUUUUACGAUUUGGAGAACUGCAUCUAAAACCAACUUGAUGAGGCAACAACAGUCGUCUUCUGCACCCGAAUCCCUGCUCCUUUAAAAGAAACUCACCAAAACACCAAACAGGCACGUGUGAGAAUAGGAGGGACUUGUGCCGAGCCUCCAGAAGAUCCAAUAUGCAGACGAUGUAGUGCUUUUCGUUGCACAUACGUGAGGUAAAUAUAGUGUCAUCAAUUGACAACGUUACAGUAAGAAGUAUAAGCGAGGAGAUUGUCAAAUUGUACAUCAUAUUAAAAAUAGUUAAAUUCCCAAACACUUCAUCACCUGUGUUCCAGAAGACUGUGAAACCAGAAAAUGUGUCGUCGUACACCGUUCUCUACUUGUGUAGCGAGCUCAAAAUUGAAAAAAAUAUUUAGAAAUAUUUAAUUUAUUAAGAAUUUUGUGCCGCUGCUUGAUGUUAAAAAAAAGAAGAAAAAAAAAAACAGACAGCAGAGAACUCCUAUUAAUGUUUUCCAGUACUACAUGCUGCAGAGGAUCCUGGAUAUUCGGCCACAGAGGUUAGCAGUCCCUUUAAUGGAGUGUUGACGAAGCCUUAGUGUACCGUGUUAAGUUUCCCGAACCACAUAACCUCGUCAUCUAGCCGUGAGUGUGUAUACAUGCACACUCCUGAAGGUGUGUUCAGACAGAAAGCGAAAGCCUUGCAUCAUUCGCACCAAUUUGACCGCCAGAUAGUUCAGCUCGACCUCCGACUGAAUUCAGAACUCCCCCUCGUGUUCAGUUCUUGGUUCUACUCCCUCCUCUCCCCAGUUUCUUUCCCCUUUUGUCUCAUGCAUGCAUUAAGCAAAUUCUUAAUUUGCUCUGCUGAAGUGAUCUGAGACAUUUUCAGCCCGUGCAGAUGCUUUUGCGCCACCCUGGGGGACUUUGCAUGCAGUCUAAAAUUGGCCUCGCAUCCUGUGUGAACACAACACAACACUCUUAAUUCGUUUAGAAUCAUGUUAAAGCAGCCUGACAAGCAAAUUAGACACAUUUUCAUUCACAGUAAGUGACACAGGAUACUUAGUAAAAACUACUAAAAUCAGUUAUUUCAGAAACUGACUCCAUAUUACAGAUAUAUUAAUACAUUUACAUUUCUUGUGGGUCGUUCGUUUUGUUCUCCAAAAUUUACACUAUAUGUCAAAACAAGACUGAAACACAAACGUGUAAACGCACUCAUUAAAUCACACGGAACAUCGUUGCUGCUUCCUGUUAUACUAGUUGUACCAAUUUUUCUGAAAACAACCUGUCGUGUCAUCGACUGAAUAUUUACGUGGGUACUUGAGUACGACUAGCGCUUUGCUAAAAGCUCAUGUUGUGACACUGUUACACACUUAGAAGGUAAAUGACUUGUAGACCUGUACUUGAAUCACAGUUUAUUUCACUCGAAGCUUACUGUAGAAGUGUUAACUGUGAUACUGUGAGAAUUAGACCACAGCUAAGGUUGUGUUGCACCAGCAAAUAAGUGUACCGGGCUGGACGAUAAAACCUCAAAUCCGUGUCAUUAUCGGUUUGCACAUUGACAUAGAUAACGAUGAAUGUAACAAUACGCUUUAUCAGAGAAUACAUCCUUACUUUUUAUUGCCAUGAUUGUGUUUGCUCACUUCUGUUUGUCCUAGUUGUGUGCAGUGAUCUACAGACCUCUGGAUUAUCUGGUUAUACGUCUCUGGUUCUGUUAAAGUUAAUGGAUAGUUCAUUGUUUUUGGGAAAAAUGUUCAUCCAUUUGAUUGGGCGCCUUCCUUUGGAGGUGUUCCUGUUUCUGUUGGUGUUCAGAUUCAACAAAAAGCAGAUGUAAUGCAGUGAUUUAUAAACCUGAGAGGCAGAAUUUUUAAAACGUUGACUAGAGCAACGGCUAACUUUCCACCUAAUUUAAAUCUUUUUAGCGUUUGGCUAAAUGCAAACCAUAGACUGCUCAUAAACUAUGGAGUUAGCCUUUAGGUCUAAAGAGUGAAGCCAAUGCAGAAUGCGGAAGUGCCUUACGCCUGCAUUCUUUCUAACAGCCAGCAGGGGGCGACUCUCCUGGCUGUCAGAAGAAGCCGAGUUGUAUAGAAGUCCAUAAAAAAAGAACCCUACUUCUACAGUAAAUACUUUCCGAACGGUGGUCUCAAAGGCUACUUUCAAGACUGCUUAAAUGCAGCAUAGCGUUCAUUUUGCAAAUUAUGGUCCCGUUUAGAGUUAAAUAGGAGAUAAAACAAGGCACGUCUUAAGGCGGGGCUACCGGGUGAUUGACAGAUCGCUGCUAUGUCACCAGGCAGUGUCAUGUUUAAUGUCAUCAGGGCCACAGCUUGCUCAUUACGUCUCAUUUAAAUGACUAAGACGGCGACGGCCCAAUUUUAAACUCCACAAACCAGUGAGUGACGUCAAGGUGGAUUUUUCUUUCCCAAAAUGCUCCUUUAAAACCUGCGGUUUAUCAUCCAGCCCUAUGAUCUAUUUAAAAAAAAACAAUAACAACAAAAAAAAGAGUUUGAUGCUGAAGUAUCGAACUGCAAACUUGCACUUUUGUUUUCUUAGUAGUCUGAAGUUGCCUUGAAAACAAAAAUUAAUGUCAACUGUGUGGUGACUAACAUCUCGUCGACGUACAGAAAAGACGCUUUAUUUAAAUGUUGCAGCCGUCCUUUCUCUUUAUUUAUUUCAGUAGGUAAAACUUUGUACUGUACUUCAAUGUUGACACUGCCACAUUACGAAUUUAGGGGGAAAAAAAGCCUUUAUUUUCUAACCUCCCUGUGUUCACCGUCGCCUGAGCUUCCACACCCACACUGUGCUGUCCUAUGUGUGCGCAAAGGUGAAGUGUGAAAUGAAAACGUUUGGUGAGCGUCAAUGUGAUUUUUGUGGCUAUGAACAAUUCUAUUUUAAUAAAAACCAACAGUGGAGUGUA